Molecule: messenger RNA, 1907 nt
Organism: Triplophysa rosa
Lineage: Eukaryota; Metazoa; Chordata; Actinopteri; Cypriniformes; Nemacheilidae
Gene: nelfcd
Product: negative elongation factor complex member C/D
Exons: 15
Coding region: 95-1828 (577 amino acids)
Biological process (GO): negative regulation of transcription elongation by RNA polymerase II
Cellular component (GO): NELF complex; nucleus
Molecular function (GO): RNA binding
Source: RefSeq, a predicted model, not a curated record
UGCGACGUAACGUCAGUUUUUUCACGUACGUAUUUUGUAAACACUUGUUUGUCCGAAUCAAGUAAUUUCAUAAUACUUUCUCGCAUUUCUUGCAAUGGACGAAGAAUAUUACAGCAAUUCUGCCGAAUGGGAUGGACACGAUAGAAACAUGGAGGAUGGAGAUGCUGAAGCUGAUGAAAAAAUGCAGGCGGAAUGUCUACAGAAAUUCUCAAGUAGAGACUAUAUCAUGGAGCCCACCGUGUUUAACACCUUGAAAACAUAUUUCCAGGCUGGCGGUUCACCUGAGCAUGUCAUCCAGCUUCUGUCGGAAAACUACUCUGCUGUGGCACAGACAGUGAAUCUGCUUGCAGAAUGGCUCAUUCAAAUGGGUGUGGAGCCCGCACAGGUACAGGAGCGCGUGGAGAACCAUUUAAAGAGUCUGUUAAUCAAACACUUUGACCCUCAGAAAGCAGAUUCAAUCUUCACCGUUGAAGGAGAGACACCAGCAUGGCUGGAACAGAUGAUAGCACACACAACAUGGAGAGAUCUGUUCUACAAACUGGCUGAAGCACAUCCAGACUGCCUGAUGCUUAACUUCACAGUCAAGUUGAUUUCAGAUGCAGGAUAUCAAGGGGAGAUCACAAGCGUGUCUACGGCCUGUCAGCAGUUGGAGGUUUUCUCCAGAGUCCUUCGUACGUCUCUCGCGACACUGCUGGAUGGUGGAGAGCAGAACCUGGAGAAGAAUCUGCCUGAAUUUGCUAAGAUGGUGUGUCAUGGUGAGCACACAUACUUAUUCGCCCAGGCCAUGAUGUCUAUCCUCGCUCAGGAAGAGCAUGGCGGCUCUGCCAUGCGCCGCAUCGGACAGGAAGUGCAGAGAUUCGCCCACGAGAGGGGACAUGAUGCCAGUCAGAUCACAUUAGCGCUGGGCACAGCUGCCGCUUACCCACGUGCCUGCCAGGCUCUUGGUGCCAUGCUGUCUAAGGGGGCACUGAACCCAGCAGAUAUCACAGUUUUGUUUAAGAUGUUCAGUAGCAUGGAUCCACCCCCUGUAGAGCUGAUCAGAGUGCCUGCCUUCUUGGAUUUGUUUAUGCUGUCACUAUUUAAACCUGGUGCUAAAAUCAACCAGGACCAUAAACACAAAUACAUCCAUAUUUUAGCUUAUGCAGCUAGCGUUGUGGAAACAUGGAAAAAGAAUAAACGUGUUAAUAUAAAUAAGGACGAGCUGAAGUCAACCUCCAAGGCCAUAGAGACGGUUCAUAAUCUCUGCUGCAAUGAAAACAAAGGAGCUACUGAGCUAGUGGCAGAACUCAGCACAUUAUACCAAUGUAUAAGGUUUCCAGUUGUAGCAAUGGGAGUGUUAAAGUGGGUGGACUGGACAGUGUCCGAGCCGCGGUACUUUCAGCUGCAAACGGAUCACACUCCUGUACAUUUAGCCCUGCUGGAUGAGAUCAGCACGUGCCACCAGCUUCUUCAUCCUCAGGUGUUACAGCUGCUGAUUAAACUGUUUGAGACGGAACACUCACAGCUUGAUGUCAUGGAACAGCUGGAGCUGAAAAAGACUUUACUGGACCGCAUGGUUCACCUGCUGAGUCGCGGUUAUGUUCUUCCAGUGGUCAGCUACAUCCGCAAAUGUCUCGAGAAACUCAACACGGAUAUUUCACUCAUCAGAUACUUUGUUACGGAGGUUCUGGAUGUAAUCACACCUCCGUACACUUCCGACUUUGUCCAGCUGUUCUUGCCCAUUCUAGAGAACGACAGCAUAGCAGGAACAAUCCGCACUGAGGGAGAACACGACCCUGUGGCUGAGUUUAUUGCUCACUGCAAGUCCAACUUCAUCAUGAUGAACUGAGACCGUGAUCAUCUGCAUUGGUGGUCAUUUUGAAAACUGGGAUUUGCAACCAAAAUGCGAUUGGCCAGCAAUGAGUGCU